Molecule: messenger RNA, 1800 nt
Organism: Paramecium sonneborni
Lineage: Eukaryota; Ciliophora; Oligohymenophorea; Peniculida; Parameciidae
Source: the annotation of a GenBank genome assembly
AUGUUAUCACAAUAAGAUUAAAACUAAUAUUCAGAGGCAAUUUAGAAAUUAGAGUUAUUUAUUAGUUGUCGCUAAUUAGAUGACUUGGACACAACAAGUGUAAGUGAUCCAUAUGUUAUUCUUUAUAUAAAAAGCAAUAAAGAUGAUUGUAAUAUUAUGUAAUAAAGUAAAUAGGGAGCAAGAUAGGAUAGACAGAAUUGAUAUGGAAUAAUUUAAAUCCUAAUUUUGCAAAUUCGAUUAUAAUUGAUUAUCAUUUUGAAGUUUAAUAGCAUCUAAAAUUAGAAGUUCAUCAUUAUGUUAAUGAAAAUCAAUCAAAAGUAUAAAAAUUAUCACUAUUUAUAGAUAAUUGGAAUAGCAUAAACUUCAGUAGGAGAGAUUGCAGGAACAAAAGAUUAAUUAUUGAUGGCAGAUUUAUUUAAUUAAUAAGGAAAAAAGAGUGGAAAGAUAAUUGUAAAGGCAGAUUAAGUAAAAUAAUGUAAAGAUGAUUUGGAAAUAACAAUAUCUGGUUAAAAUAUACUUGAUACUCGAUUUUGGUUUUGGCGUGGGGCUUGUCCAUUUUUGAGAUUUUAUAGAUUAAGGAAAGAUGAUAGUAAUCCAAUUUUAGUUUAUGAAACAGAAUAUAUAAAGGAUUCUUCAAAUCCAGUAUGGAAAACUAUAGAAUGUAAAUCAUAGAAACUUUGUAAUGGAGAUUAUUAGAUGCCUAUAAAGAUAGAACUUUGGGAUUAUAGAACAUCAGGAAAACAUUUAUAUUUAGGGGAAACAACAUUUUGUAUAGAAGAAUUGAGAGAAGCUUUUUAAUAAAAUAAGGGUUAAAAAAAAGACUUUAGAAAUAAAUAAAAAAAUAAUUAAUAGGUAGGAACUUUAUCUUUUGAUAAAUUUAAUUUAAAAUAAAAACAUAGUUUUUUAGAUUAUUUAGAGGGUGGUUAAUAAUUGAAUUUGAUAAUUGCAAUAGAUUUCACAGCAUCAAAUGGCAAUCCAUAAGAGAAAAAUUCAUUACAUUAUAUGCCAUAAAAUGGAGAUCCAAGUUAAUAUUUAUAGGCAAUAACAAGUGUAGUGGAGAUUUUAAUACAUUAUGACUAUGAUAAAAAGGUGCCAAUUUAUGGUUUUGGAUGUAAACCAAAAUUAAAGAAUAUAAAUUCUAAUUAAACAUAACAUAUAUUUCCUUUGAAUGAUAAUCCAGAAGAUCCUGAGUAUAAAAUAAUAUAAAAUUAAUUUUAGAGUAUUUGGAUUAGAGGGUAUAAUUAAAUGUUAUAGAGAUUCAAUUAAUAAUUUAUAAUUAGAUGGUCCAACUUAUAUACAUCCAAUGAUAUCAAAAUCAAUGUAGAUGGCUUAAGAAAUAAAAGAUAAGGGAAGUGAAAACUAUUUAAUAUUAAUGAUUCUAACAGAUGGAUAAACAGAUGAUUUAUAAGCAUCAAUAGAUGAUGUUAUAGCAUCGUCUUAUCUACCAUUAUCAAUAAUAAUUGUUGGAAUAGGGAAUGCAGAUUUCAAAAAGAUGAAUAUAUUAGAUAAUGAUGAUAAAACUAUGUUAAAUAGUAAAGGUUAGAAAGCUGUAAGAGAUUUGGUUCAAUUUGUUGCAUUCAAUUAAUUUAAACAUGAUUCAGCACUUUUAUCAAAAGAAGUAUUAGCUGAAUUACCUGAUUAAUUAGUUGAGUACAUGGAAUUAAUGAAAAUAGAUCCAAAACCUCCAACAUGUAAAAUAUAUAAAAUUAUUUAAUAGAUAAAUAGAAUUAAUAGUAUCAAUAACAUUUUCAAUAAAUGGUAUUAAAAUAAAACAAGUAAUAGUAGUAGAAGAUAGAAUGA